Drosophila sulfurigaster albostrigata is the source of this 1724-nucleotide messenger RNA. Its product is annotated as zinc finger protein 132. Gene Ontology annotation, molecular function: zinc ion binding. The record is from RefSeq and is a predicted model, not a curated record. Gene Ontology annotation, cellular component: nucleus. The transcript is spliced from 5 exons. Lineage: Eukaryota; Metazoa; Arthropoda; Insecta; Diptera; Drosophilidae. Bases 94 to 1260 code for a protein of 388 amino acids.
CUGGUCACACUAUUGUGUACGCUUUUGCGCUUGCAGUACUUGCUAAGAUUAACAUUGUCAGUGUUUAUAUUUCAUUAUUUUUUUUUAUAAAUAAUGGAUAUAGGCAGCUUGAGUGAAGUUUGCCGCGUUUGUGCAAAUAAAAUAAAGGAUAAGAAACGACAGCGCCACAUAUUUAACUAUCUGCGCGGCAAACUUCUGCAAAAUCUCAAACUUAUAACUGGAGUCAAGCUGUUGCCAAAUGAAAGUUUACCCAACUUUAUAUGCGAGCGUUGCAACUCUGAAUUAGAGUUGGCAAUCAAGUUUCGAGAGCGCUGCAUCUUCUCACAGAAUUAUUUGGAGGACCUACUGAAGAAACAAUACGAAGAGUUGUCGGCAAAAAAUGAACUCUCUGAGGAGUUGAUCGACGAAGCUGAACUGGAAUACCAAGAAGAGCCUGUGGCCUUUGAGGAUGAUAAGGUUUGGGAGGAGGAAAACUACACAGAAAUGUCCGAUGAUGAUAAUGUGAAACAUAUAAGUGAAGAAGCAGAAGAAAUACAGGAAGUAUUUGAAAUUGCAGAAUUAGAGCAAGAGGAACAGGAACAGCCAAAGAAUAACAAAAGGCAUAUGGUGUUGUUGCAAGAAAAUCGCCCAACUAAGCGACUGCGAAACUUCUUUAUAUGCGAGGAAUGUGGCGGAUUCUUCAAUAAAGAAAAAGACUACAAUAAUCACAUGAAAGGGCACACGGAGCACAAGGAGUCGCCACAGUUCUUUCCAUGUUGCCAGUGCACGGCACACUUCUCAACAAAGACAAUGCUAAAACAGCAUCGACGUGACGUGCACAAUGGAAAUCGUCUUUUCAAAUGCGGCAUUUGUGGCGAAGGAUUUCUGGAGCACACUGCCAAGCAGCGGCAUGAGAUCGCGCACAGCAAUGAGCGACCAUAUCCUUGCUUAGAAUGUGAAGAGACUUUUACUAGCGUUGCCGAGCUGCGCUUACAUUCCGCCACUCAUUCCCUGCACACAACAAAAGCCAUAAAAGACGAAGGCGAAACAUUUCCAUGUGUGCAGUGCGAGGAGAAUUUCGACAGUGACGCAGAACUUCAAGAACAUUUUGAAAUACACUGCCAGCGAUUCUUUAGGUGUGAACCCUGCAAUGAGGAAUUUGCAAGCUACAAUGAACUGAAUAAACAUUCAAGUACUUACGCACACCAAUGCACAGUUAGAGACGAGAUGGAGAUGCUGUAUGCUGAGGACGAGUGUGAGGAAGAACAGUAUUUAGAAUAAUAAAUUAUAAAACAAGUAAGAAUAAUACUGCACUGUUUUGUCCUUAUUCAAAAUGGGUAGCGGGUAUUUCACAGUCGAGCACACUUUACUGUAGGAAACAGUCCCUUCUACCCCAUGGGUAGCGGGUAUAAAUAUUAAGUAUAUAAUAUGUGGUCAUCACAUUUAAAGGGUCAUCCCUUAACAGCAAAAGCCGCUAACAGAAGCUUUGUUUAACAUUAACAUUUAAGCUUUAACAUUAAAGGAACAGAUUACAGCGCCUGCGCCUGGAAGCGCAUUCUUAUCAAUGUUUUGUACAUAUUCAUGGUAUUUACUUAUAUGAGGGUCGAAAGCGUAUGUUGCGUGUAUUCGUUGUAUUCAACUGGUUGUCACCACAUCACAAAGCUGACUAGCUCAAUAUCGUUAUACACACCGACAGUGGAAACUGUUACAGCUGCUGCUGUCGAAAAAUCAAUAGGAAUUAAAAC